UGAGUCUGUUUCUGUGUUUACGGGAAGUUAAAGAGUCACAUUUACACCAGUAGAACAAGAAAAGAAGCAAAAAUGAGCGCUGUGUUUGCUCUUUCGUGUUUUGGUUUUAUCUCCUUGUUCCAGGAGUACGGAGCCGCUACAGAUGAACAGCGCGUCACCAACUGAAAGUGAAACCAAAAGUAAAGGUGAAGCAGUUAGCCGUUAGCAGUUAGCAGGUAGCAGGUAGCUGACCGUGGACUGAGGGGGAAACACAAGGAUCAGAUUCAUCUUUGCAGUCCGACCGUCCACCAAAGGAAAAUGAACGAAGCGGUGUCAUGUGGAUGUUUUAUCCUUCUCUUCGACGCGGUGCUGAGUUCGGCUCUGUGGGCCGGUCUGGUGCUGCUGAACUGCUCCAGCUGUUGUGGGGGGCUGGCAGGUGUUUGGGCCUUUGGGGCAGUAAAGUGGGUCGUCCUCCACGUCUUCACCUCCGUCCUGACCGACGGGAAGCCCCCCGCGGUGCUCCGCCAGCUGGUGCCGCUGCUCUGUCUUCUCUCUCCUGUGAUGGAGAGUGGACGGGUCCUCAGAGCUCCGCCCUCAGAGCCGUACCCAGGACCGUCUGCUGACCUCAGCACGCUGCUCCUCGGCCCCAUGGCCUCGCUGCUGGCCUGCGCCGUUUGGGAAAAAGGCUUGUUUGGUAAUUCAAAGGCGAGAAAGGAAAACACUAAACUGGAUGCAAAGCGGCUGCUAUUGAGGGUGCUGAAGUACUUUAAACCAGACACCUUCUAUCUGAUCGCAGCGUUCGGUUUUCUCAUCUUAGGAGUCUUCUGUGACACAUACAUCCCGUUGUAUCAGGGGAAGGUGAUCGACAUGAUGAGAGGUCCUCUACUUCAGACCAGCUUCUUUUCUGCCAUCGGACAGCUGGCUCUUUUCUCUCUCGGGAGCGCCCUGUUCUCUGGCAUGAGAGGAGGCAUCUUUAUGUGCACGCUGGCCAGACUGAACAAGAGGCUGAAGCACCUGCUGUUCCACAGCCUCCUGCAGCAGGAGGUGACCUUCUUCGACGAGAACAACCCGGGUCGGCUCUCGUCCCGCCUGCACUCUGACGUGGACCGGAUGGGUCGCACCGUGGCUCUGAACGCCAACGCGCUGGUCCGCAGCACGGUGAAGACCUGCCUGAUGCUCAGAGUGAUGCUGGGUCUGUCCUGGGAGCUCACCCUGCUCACCUGCAUCGAGAUGCCGCUGCUCGCCAUCGUGCAGAACAAAUACAUCAGCUGGUCCAAGGAGCUGAAGGAUCAGAUCCAGGACUGCCACGCUCAGAACAAAGACCUGGUGACGCAGACCAUCAGUAAGAUCUCCACGGUGCGCAGCUUCAGAGCAGAGAAGGACGAGCUGAGGAGGUACGGAGAGGCUCUGGAGCACAUGUGCUCCGUGAAGACGCGCCAGGGGAUCUACAGCUCCUUCUUCUGCUUGAUACGCAGGCUGGUGACUCUGGGGAUAAAGAUCCUGAUGCUGCUUCUGGCCCGUGAUCUCAUCUCGUCUGGUGACCUCAGCAUCGGCAGCCUGGUCACCUUCUUCCUCUACCAGAAGCCCAUGUCCAACAACCUGAGGGAGAUCAUGUACGUGUACGGAGAGACGCUGUCCACAGUCGGAGUCAUCUCCAACGUGUUCAGUUACCUCGACAGAACACCAAAGUGUCAACCAGCAGGAGAGUUAGCGCCUGAGAAGCUGGAGGGACGAAUCGUUUUCAAAGACGUCACCUUCACGUAUCCGUCAGCUCCUGAGAAUAAACCGGCUCUGAAGUCGGUGUCUCUGGAGCUGAAGCCGGGGAAGGUGACGGCCCUGGUGGGUCCCUCCGGCAGCGGGAAGACGUCGUGUGUGAGUCUCCUGAAGAGGCUUUACGAGCCUCAGCAGGGUCAGAUCCUGCUGGACGGAGAGCCGCUGCACCGAUACCAGCACAAGUACCUCCACCAGAAGAUGGCGGUGGUUUCCCAGAAUCCCGUGCUGUUUUCUGGCUCUCUGAGGUACAACAUUACGUACGGCCUGAAGGACUGCAGCCUGGAGAAAGUGACAGAAGCUGCGAAGAAGGCAAACGCCCACGACUUCAUCUCUCAGCUGGAGAAGCAGUACGACACAGAUGUGGGAGAAUCUGGCGGUUCUCUUGCUGAAGGACUGAAGCAGUCCAUCACCGUCAUCAGAGCUCUGGUCCGAGAGCCGCAGGUCAUCAUCCUGGACGAGGCCACCAGCAAACUGGACGUGGAGACGCAGCACACUGUGCUGCAGGAGGUUCUGGCUCGCGGUCGGACCGUCCUGGUGGUGGCUCAUCAGCUGAACACGGUGGAGAAAGCCGACCACAUCGUCUUCAUGGAGAAGGGCGAGGUGGUGGAGGAGGGGACGCACCGCCAGCUGAUGGACAGGAGAGGACGCUACCACCGCCUCAAGGAGGAACUCUUCUCCUGACUCCAGUAAAUGUAGCUUCACUCUGACUCUAAACUGCCUGUUUCUGUCGUUGUCAGUAGAAAAAGUAUCCAGUGAGUGAAGGUGUAAGGUCCGGAGGUUUAACCCUCUGAAAUCUUCGGCUAUUUUGUCUGUUAAAAAACCUGUUAAAAAUCUUUACCAUGACAUGAUGGUAUCAGUCUUUUCAGUGUUACCUCACCUAUAUGUCCUGAUAAUUCAUUUUUAACUUUGACUUACUUGAUCAAAAUGUUGAACCCAAAAGAAACAAAGGAAAACAUAAAAUCUGAUCUUGAAAAUUAUGUUUCAAAACACAGAAUUUUAAAUAUUGCAAAUAUGAAUACAGGUUGCAAAUAUAACAUAUAACAGGUAAAAUGAGGAUAAUAUCUAGUUCAGUAUUUUAUACUAAAUAAAUUUGACAAUAUUGCCAGUUUUACUUGGCCGAAUAUCAUCAGAAAAAAAUCUGGUAUGGAGUUUCAAGCCAGAACUUUAGAGGGAACACAAUAUAAUAAAUCUUUAUUAUCCACCAUGGUGGAAAUUUGCCUUCGGCUCACCAUAAAGAUACAGAAUUUCAUUAAAAACAAACAGCAGUUGAGAAUGCAGUUAAAACAUAGAAUAAGGAAAGAAAAAGACAAUUAAGAGCAGUUAAAAGUUAGUUCAUCACUUAUGUUGAGUUGAGGAGACGAGUGGUUUUGGGGAUGAAAAAUGUUUUAAAGGCUUCCUUAGCUAGUGGGACCCUGUAACGUCUCCUGGACUCCAGGAGCUUGAAUGGGUUGGUUAAGGGCUGGGAACGAUCUGCUGUAAUUUUCCUGGCCUUCCUCAUUGUCCUCUCUGUGUAAAUUUCUGUUACUGUUUAGCAGUAACAUGUGGUCUGAGUGAUCAGCUCUGUGUCUGUGUGUUCUCAGCUGUCAGUAGCAUAGACUUUAUAUAAAUAAUAGACGUAGUGGCCAUGACGUCACCCGUUGGUUUGUGGCCCGUUGGAAGCAUCAGCGUUACACUCGUCGCCAUCUUGUUUCCAAUACGGGGAGCAGACCAUAUUUGGACUGUGGAGGACAGAAAUGUUUUUGCAGCCACACCUAGCAUCCCCUGCAGCAAUUUUCGUCAGUAGUGUCUCUACAUGCGUCUUCAGUGACCACUUGUGAUCCGAUCCCACUUCCCCGCUCUUUAUGUAGAUUAACAAGUACAUAAUUUAUGUUUGAGAAACACCAGAUGUGUUGCUGUUUUUAAGCCUAUAUCGUCCGGUUGCGAUACGAAUCUUCCUUAGCCUACAAAAUAAAGUUUGAGAAAUGCAGCUGACAGAUGUGCAGCUUCCAGUUCCUCAUCGCCCUCUGAGCCACCAUCCCAUCCUCCCUCACUAACGUCCUCAGUGUCCUGGACAUAUCCUGUUCUGUCGUUUUUUAAAUGAAUGAUUCAUCUGCAUGCAUACAUGCACAAUAUAAAACAUAUAUAUACAGUACUGUGCAAAAGCCUGUUUUAAUAACGGACGCUUUUAUUUUGAAAGGACGAAAAGAGACUUGAUCCGGUCUAUCCUUAAACUAACUCAGUGAGGUUAAACUGUAAAGGAAACGUCAAGGAGAUCAAUGUUUAAUGUUUUAGCCCCCGAAGAGGCACGAGGUUAGUUUUCACAGUAAUCAACAUAUUUAAAUGUGUUUUGUGUUUAAAUAAGUUUUGGAUGAAAUUAAAGCUAGUAAUUCAUUCAUCAUUAAAAAAAUCACAGAUCGGUCUGUCAGGGCGGCAGGUGAGUAGGCGGUCCCUUAUGUGGACCAGAGUCACAGACCCGUUCUCACUACUGUCUGAAUGUGGACACAUGAACCAUCUCCCAAUGUGGUUUUUUGACAUCCGAUCUCAAUGCGUCAGUGUUUUCAGCUGUAUUUAGAGCUGUUCACGUGUGUUCGGACCACUCAGACCACAUGUUACUGCUAAAUGGAAA
Molecule: messenger RNA, 4357 nt
Organism: Centropristis striata (black sea bass)
Lineage: Eukaryota; Metazoa; Chordata; Actinopteri; Perciformes; Serranidae
Gene: tap2t
Product: transporter associated with antigen processing, subunit type t, teleost specific
Exons: 12
Coding region: 298-2433 (711 amino acids)
Biological process (GO): transmembrane transport
Cellular component (GO): membrane
Molecular function (GO): ATP hydrolysis activity; ABC-type oligopeptide transporter activity; ATP binding
Source: RefSeq, a predicted model, not a curated record